CAUAUUUUUGAUAAUAGCUUUACAAUAUUUCAAUUUUGUGCGAAAUGGAGUCACGGAAAAGGAUUAAACUAAGCGACAACCAGGCAGCUAGUCUUGAAAGAUUUUAUAGUCAGGGAAUGGUGGGCACUGGCUUAAAUUGUCGCGAGAUGGUCGAUCGUGCUGUGGCCGAAACCUGUCUGACUACAGCGCAAGUGAAGAAGUGGAUUGGAAAUAGAAAACGGAAAAGACCGGUAUACAUCGAAGUUGAUUCCACUCCAGACGAAGAUUCACAGUUGCUAAAGAGAGCAACAUCAAUUCGAGGACCGAAUCCUUACGAUGUAUUUUGCUCUGAUUUUCUUAAAAGCGAGCAAUGCAUAGAUUUGGAAUGUGAAGAAAAUAAUAAGUUAGCUUCAGAAGUAUGGAAGGGAAUUGAAGAAGAUGAGAAAAGGAAGUUUAAAAGUUCUGCUGAUGCUAUUAAGAAUGUAAACAUACAAUCCUUAUCGGAUGAACAAAAGGGAAAAUUUAUAUCACAACACAAAAAGAAGCUUAUGCAGGAGAUUUUAAAACUGGAAGAAUUGGGUUGUGUUGUCACAACAAUAUUACGAGACAAUGUGGGAAAAAUUUUUGAGCUUGGGUCACAAAGUGGAAAUAUGUUUCUGGCUUCACAUCCUGAUGUUGUAGUGAAAUUUCGUGAUUGUUUUUUGAAUGACUCACAUGAAUAUUGUGUUCAUCAUGUUCAGAAUUUAUUCAAUCAAAAAUAUAGUAUUGCUGUAGGGAAGCCAAGCAGGGUUCCCUAUUUAAAGGGUGGUUUUGUGGUAGAAGGUCUGCCUGAUGGAGUACCAUUCAAGAAACCAUAUCAUUAUGGAGCACUUCAGUGUAAGAAGAUCAUGACUGCAGCAAAAGAUGUAAAGUUCAUUUUAACCAGUCAAACUGAAACCUGCCGUGCUGAAACAUCUGUCCACAACCCAAAAGAAACAAGCAGUAAGGAAGAAAUAUGUCGCUUGUUAAGCUGUAUAGCUGGCACACAAGUUGCAGAAGAUGCCAUCGGCAGGGCUGAGAAGAAGAUAAAGAAAGAAGAUGUGAAAGUUCAGAACUUCGUCUUGACUGAAGCAGAGAGAGCCUUGCUUUACUCCAGCUGUGAAGAUUUUUUCCAAGAAGAUGCCUGGUUAGCGGUUGGGCGAAACAUUAAACAUUGCUGUGAAGUAAAAAAUAUGAUUUUGCCAAUAUAUACAGAAGCAAAUGAAAGAUUCUGGCUUUUUCAUACCAUUGCAAAACCAUCGUUUAUUCAGACGUGCGGACCUGUUACAAAACUAAAGGGAUACUGGAUGGAUCUCAAACCGAGUGGAGAAUAUAGUAUGCUUUCAGAGCAAAUAUGUUUAUUUGGGAAAAACAUUGUUCAUACACUGCAUGGCCCUCUCUACUUCAUUGCUGAUGACAAUCUUCUUCAGGCGAAGGUUUACAAACCAUCAAUUGAUUGUCGGAAAGCUAUAAUCAAUGCACUUGAACUACUUAGGUAGUUACAUACACAGAAUAAUAAUGCUGUUUCCACUUUUCACACACUGUUUUUGACAACUGAAUAGUGUAUAUAUUUAUAAAGUAACAUAAAUAUUAUAACGCGUGUUGUUAAUGGUCGAAGCCCGUACUUGGUCUUGGAUCAGUUCAUCCAAUCACGGAAAUUUAGCUAAUUCCCUUUUUGAAAUAAAACUUGGA
Molecule: messenger RNA, 1689 nt
Organism: Dendronephthya gigantea
Lineage: Eukaryota; Metazoa; Cnidaria; Anthozoa; Malacalcyonacea; Nephtheidae
Exons: 6
Coding region: 45-1496 (483 amino acids)
Cellular component (GO): nucleus
Molecular function (GO): DNA-binding transcription factor activity; DNA binding
Source: RefSeq, a predicted model, not a curated record